Messenger RNA from Andrographis paniculata, 2340 nucleotides. Its product is annotated as arginine decarboxylase-like. The record is from RefSeq and is a predicted model, not a curated record. Bases 236 to 2221 code for a protein of 661 amino acids. Lineage: Eukaryota; Viridiplantae; Streptophyta; Magnoliopsida; Lamiales; Acanthaceae. Gene Ontology annotation, molecular function: arginine decarboxylase activity. Gene Ontology annotation, biological process: spermidine biosynthetic process; L-arginine catabolic process. The transcript has a single exon.
AAAUCACUUCUUUACCCUUCGUCUCCGCUUAGUUUCCUUUCCUCGUACCCUCUGCAACAAAUAUAUAGAUAUAUAUAUAUAUAAUUUCUUCUUCCUUCCUGAGAUUUCGGAAUUUCAUUUCUGUAUAAUUUAAGCCGUUAAUUCGAUGAAUAUAAAAAAAACCUUGAACUCCCCAAAAAUCUGCUAAUUUGUACGUAAUUUCAGUUUUCAGUUCGUACGUCGUAAAAAUUAAGGUAUGCCGGUCGUCGCUACCCGCGUAGAAACUGCCGCCGAUCCACAGGCGCUCGCCAACGGCGGCGCCGGCUGGUCGCCGGCCGACUCCGCGGCGCUGUACAAAAUCGACGGCUGGGGCGCGCCGUACUUCUCCGUCAACUCUAACGGCAACGUCGCCGUCCGUCCUCACGGCGUCGAUACAAAACCCCACCAAGAAAUCGACCUCCUCAAAGUCGUCAAAAAAGCCGCCGGUCCGAAAACCUCCGGCGGGCUCGGGCUCCGGCUUCCGGUCCUCGUCCGGUUCCCCGACGUCCUCAAAAACCGGCUGACAUCUCUCCAAUCCUCGUUCGACCUCGAAAUUGAAUCUCAGGGCUACGCCGGACGUUACCAGGGCGUUUAUCCGGUGAAAUGCAACCAAGACAAGUACGUCGUACAAGACAUCGUCAGGUUCGGGUCGGGUUUCCGGUUCGGACUCGAGGCCGGAUCCAAACCCGAGCUCCUGCUCGCAAUGACCGCCCUCUGCCAUGGCAGCUCCGACGCGCUCCUCGUCUGCAACGGAUUCAAAGACGCCGAGUACAUCUUCCUCGCCCUAACCGCCGCCGGAACCCUAAAAUUGAACGCCGUGAUAGUCCUCGAGCAAGAGGACGAGCUCGACGUCGUGAUCCGCCUGAGCAACAAGCUUCGAGUCCGUCCGGUCAUCGGCGUCCGGGCGAAGCUCCGGACGAAACAUUCCGGCCACUUCGGCUCCACCUCCGGCGAGAACGGAAAAUUCGGACUCACGGCGGCGCAAAUCCUCCGCGUGGUGAAGAAAUUAGGGCAAAAUCAAAUGCUCGACUGCCUCCAGCUGCUACAUUUCCACAUCGGAUCUCAAAUCCCGACGACUGCUCUGCUCGCCGACGGCGUCGCCGAAGCCGCCCAAAUUUACUGCGAAUUAGUCCGCCUCGGCGCCUCCAUGGCCGUCCUCGACGUCGGCGGCGGCCUCGGAAUCGACUACGACGGAUCCAACUCGGCGAAUUCCGACGUCUCCGUCAGCUACACUCUGCAAGAGUACGCCGCCGCCGUCGUCCGGUCAGUCCAGACGGUCUGCAACCGCCGCGGCGUGAAGCAUCCAGUCCUCUGCAGCGAGAGCGGCCGAGCAAUCGUCUCUCACCACUCCAUUUUAGUGUUCGAAGCUUUUUCAUCGACGCCUACUCACGAUCCGCCGCCGAUCGAACUCAAAAACAUCGCCGAUCAAUUUUUUGGCGACGAUGCAGUUGCAGAUUUCAACACAGAGAGGCUGAAAGAGAACUGCAUCGAGCAGUUCAGGCAGGGUACUCUGCCAUUGGAGCACCUCGCCGCCGUCGACGGACUCUGCGAAUCGGCCGCAGCCGGCGACGCCAAUACUUGCCAUAUCACUACAUACAAUGUCAAUCUCUCGAUUUUUUCGUCGAUUCCGGACUUCUGGGGGAUAGGGCAGCUAUUUCCGAUGGUUCCGAUCCACCGGCUGGACGAGAGGCCGACGAGAAGGGGGAUUUUAUCAGACCUGACUUGCGACAGCGACGGGAAGAUCGAUAAGUUCAUUGGCAAGGGGGAGAACAGGGACAGCUUGCCUCUACACAAUUUGGAAAGCAAUUGUAAUUAUUAUUACAUAGGGAUGUUUGUAGGGGGGGCUUAUCAAGAGGCAUUGGGAGGAUUCCAUAACUUGUUCGGGCGGGCGAGCGUUGUGCGUGUGUCGCAGAGCGACGGCCCGCAUGGAUUUGCGGUGACACACGUGGCGCCGGGGGCAUCAUGUGGGGAAGUGCUCCGAUUGAUGCGGCACGAGCCGGAGGAGAUGUUCGAGACGCUUAGGGAGCGUAUGAAUAUGAAUAUGAAGGAUAAUAAGGAAAAAGAUGUUGUAGAUGGCAUUGCUCGUAGUUUUAACAACAUGCCUUAUUUGGGGACAUGGGAUUGGGAUUGGGAUUUGAAUGAAGAAGAAGAAGAAGAGGAGGAGAUAGAGGAUUGGGAUGAAGAGGAAUGGGCUUAUUGUUGAGGGAUGGAUUUGGGAUUGUUAUUGUUAUUGUUGUAUGGAGAAUGGAUGUACUACUUUAUUAAUCUCUAAUUCUAUGUCUUAGCUUUUGUUAUUAUUCAAUAUUAUCCCAUAUUGGUAGA